Messenger RNA from Phialemonium atrogriseum, 423 nucleotides. RefSeq lists its product as uncharacterized. The record is from RefSeq and is a predicted model, not a curated record. The transcript has a single exon. NCBI's taxonomy places the organism in Eukaryota, Fungi, Ascomycota, Sordariomycetes, Cephalothecales, Cephalothecaceae. Bases 1 to 423 code for a protein of 140 amino acids.
AUGGCCGUUCGCCGCAUCUCUUUCCAUCCGCCUUUUAACCUCGCGCCAAAACCUCCUGUGUCAAUCUCCGCCCAACGCUUGUUCUUUGUGGCUACCGGCACCGGCGAAAGAAUGAGCAUGGCCGCGGGUUACCCGCUUCCGGUCCUGUGGGUGCAGUUGGUGUUACGUGCCGUCUCGGUGCUGCUUCUCAUCGUCAGCUUGGGCUUUUUGGCCUACUGGAGCAUAAUUUUUGGCGAGCGCUUCAUUGACGUCUACAUCCAGGGACAGACCCAGCCUGUUGCGCCGCCCCUUUCUGAAUGCGGCUCUGAUGACUGCUCGAACUCGUAUACCAAGGAUCCAUUCGGCAAGAGGAGUGCUAAUCCCAACCGUUCCGCAGCCUGGCUGCAGCAGUACAGCAGCAACGCCGAUUUCUAUUCGAGUUAA